AUGACUGACAAUCACGUAUGUACGCCAUUUAGUAAUUGUACGAGUCCAUUCAUAUCAACAUCUUCUCCUGCUUUGUAUAAGACAAUUCUGAUUAUCAUUGGUGGAGCGAUUUUAAGCCUAUUAACAACUGUUGGUAAUCUUCUUGUUUUAAUCUCGUUUCGUAUUAAUAAACAAUUACGUACAGUAACGAAUUAUUUUCUUUUGUCGCUUGCAAUUGCUGAUUUUACGAUUGGAUCGUUUUCUAUGCCGAUAUUUUUCACUUAUUUCGAACGAAAUUCAUGGCCGUUUGGCUCGUUUCUAUGCGAUGUGUGGCUUAGUGUUGAUUACACCAUGUCAAAUGCAUCUGUAGCAAAUCUUCUAUUGAUCUGUUUCGAUCGAUACCUUUCCAUUACUCGACCAUUAACCUAUCGAUCAAGACGCACACCUAAACGUGCAUCGAUCAUGAUUGGCUGUGCUUGGAUCAUUUCCUGUCUUAUUUGGACACCUUGGAUAUGGGCAUGGCCGUUCAUCGACAAACGAGGUUCUCCGAGUGAAUGUCAAUUGCCCUUCGCUUCGAAGGCCACAGUGGCUAUUCCAACUGCGAUUGCUGCAUUUUAUCUGCCAGUUACAUUAAUGUGUUUACUUUAUUUUCGUAUUUACCGUGAAACAGUGAAACGCCGAAAAGAAUUACAUCUUUUACAAGCUCAACAUCACAGUUCAUAUUGCCAAGGAAUUCCAAGUACGACAUCCAACGGUCGGUUGAACAAAGCGCUAAGUACAACUGGAACAACCGUGGCGUUAGAUCAUGAUGAAAGUAUCUCCACAGAUUCGAAUCGUUCUCAUGGAAGAAUUAUGUUCAUGCACAGUUGUUCAGUCAAUCGAUUCUUUUCCAUAAGUAAAAAAUCAAAUAAGGAAUAUCGUGCGCCCUCGAUAUGGUACUGUUGUUUUAAAAGACAUCUUGAUCGAAUGCAAUCGAAUGCCAACCGAGCGGAAGACGAAGACACAUCCAGUGAAAUCCGCUCUGUCCUUACUCCAAAUCAUGAUCGACAUCAAACUGAUACCGUUUCAUCGCGAAAUCCAUGUAAACUUUCUUCUGCCAAUGGUCGAAUCAAUUCAACACACGAUGCUCUAGAAACAGAGAAGUCGACUAGUCCCUACGCUGAUCCGUGGAUUCGUCGUUGUGAUCAACCGUCACCGAUCGAUUUUCUGCUAAAACAAAAUCAAAAACAAAGACAAAAAUCCAUCCAAUACGAAUCUCGUCUUUACUAUCAUUCAUUACCAUCGACAUCCGAUGAUCACAUUUCGCAACAACAACAGCAACGUCAACCGUUAUUACCAAACAUUGAUAAAGAUAUUGAAUAUGUCGAAUCACGAUUACGUGGUCAAACAACAGUUUCAUUACCAUCAUCUCAUUAUUCACGUGAUCCACCGACUUGGUUACGACUUCCUCAUCGAGAUUACAUCAACGUCUUGUCAAGUUCAUCUGAUGAUCCCCAUCCACAGCAGGCGGAUAUUUCUGUUCAUCAGAAAUAUUCCUGUCCAUUGCAAAGUAAUGAUACAAUUGUAAUUCCCAUCAAAGCAGUUACAUCAAAAGCGUCAACAACUCUCUCGACAAGUACAAAUGGUAGUGUGAAAACCGUAAAGAACCGAAUGGAAAAAAUGAAAGAUCAAAAGGCCGCUAAAACUUUAAGUGCUAUCCUAAUGGCUUUCAUUAUAACAUGGCUUCCUUAUAAUACAAAUAUAAUUAUUUCAACAAUAAAGCCAGAUGCUUUCACGCAAGGUUUUCCACUCUAUUGGGAACGUUUCGGGUACAUGUUAUGUUAUAUAAAUUCAACAAUUAAUCCAAUGCUCUAUGCUUUAUGUAAUGGUACAUUUCGACGAACAUUUGCUCGUAUACUUCGUUGCCAAUGUAAUCGUCGUCACACGCCUACACAUGUGCAAAAAGCCUAUCGUUUUCAAACAAAGAGAAGCCUACCAAAUAAUGUUUAA
Adineta ricciae is the source of this 1968-nucleotide messenger RNA. NCBI's taxonomy places the organism in Eukaryota, Metazoa, Rotifera, Eurotatoria, Adinetida, Adinetidae. The record is from the annotation of a GenBank genome assembly.